This is a messenger RNA of Lodderomyces jiufengensis, 327 nucleotides long. RefSeq names its product chromatin DNA-binding EKC/KEOPS complex subunit. NCBI's taxonomy places the organism in Eukaryota, Fungi, Ascomycota, Pichiomycetes, Serinales, Debaryomycetaceae. The transcript has a single exon. The record is from RefSeq and is a predicted model, not a curated record. Bases 1 to 327 code for a protein of 108 amino acids.
AUGAGUUUGAAACCAACAGCAACAUAUAAAUCAAAUAAUAUACUACAUAACUUUGAUAUAGGAGAAGGACCACAUACAACAAAUGGUAAAACAACUCAAAUAUCAGAUAUAGUAAUAAAUGCAGGAGGAGAAGAUAGAGAUAAACCAAGUGAUCAUAAAAAUACUCCAUUGGGUAAUUUAAGAGCUUCAAUUACUACUUUACAAGAUCAUAUAAAUGAAUAUUUAACUGAACGAAUGAAAUUGGGGAAACUGAAUAUAGGUAGUGAUGAUAUAGAGAGAAAAGUAUUAGAUGAAGGAGUAGAAGAAGAAGAUGAUGAUGAUGACUAA